AUGUCUACUUGCGACGUGGAAGCUGUGGAAAACCUAUCAAACUCCAAAAUUCUCCACAUCGCCGAAGGGACCCAAUUAAUUCUAUCACUUAUCGCUUUUCCAUUAUUGGUUCGCGGGUUACUGUACUUUCAGACAUCGAAAAAGUUUCAUUUUAAUAUUCGCUUGAUUGCCUGGUUUCAUGUUUUCAGUUUGAUUUUGCAUUUGACUGGGAGGUGAGUACUGUAGGAUUUGGCGGGAAAAAAAUUUGGGUUUGAAACAUGCCACGUGGCAAUUACUGAUUAUAGAAAAUUUUCUAAUCCAAGUUGAACUUUUUUCAGGAAUUAAAUUGUUUCAGAAUCUUGAAAUCCACGUGGAAAAUUUUGAAACAUAGAAAACCCUAGGUAAAAAAGUUGAAGCCAAAUAAAUUCUAAAAAUUUUCAAAAUCAAAUUUAGUAUCUCCAAAUCCACGUGGCAAAUUUAGCCUAACUCAUCCAAAUUUUCAGAAUUCUACAAAGUUUGGCCGAUUUAUACAUGCAUUAUGGAAAUUUUCCAAUCUGUGAAAGACGGCCGACAAAUUUGAGGUCAACAUUUUCAGUUUUUUAAAUUUUCAGCACUUUCAGCCAAAAAUAAUCCAAAUUUUGCAGAUGUUUUUGCACUCGUAUUAUUUACGUGUUCGGUUUGUUUUCGGCCAGCUAUUCAACAGUUUUUAUGGUUGUCGAAAGAACAAUUGCCACUAAAUAUUAUGCCGAAUACGAGAAUCGUCAAUAUUUUUGGGGAUUUGCGCUGGUUUCGGUGCAAAUUUUGAUGGGAUCGUUGACGACUUUUUCGAUUUUUAACAAAUUUAAUUUUGAGCAACCUAUUAAUUUUUGCUCGGUGAGUUGGAAAAUUUGAACUUUUGGUUUCAAAUUUGAAAAAAAUUGGAGCGUGAACUUGACUUUUGAAGGGAAAGAUAAUAUCAAAAAUAUUUUAAGGGGACGCCAAAAAAUUCUUAUUUGAUAUUUACGUUAGCGCCAAAUUCAAAAAUUACAGUACCUCAGAGAGUUGUAAUUUAAUAUUCAAUAGAAUGACAGAAACAUUUUCUGGAAAACCUACAGCCCUAAACGUAUAAUUUGAAACAGUGAAAAAUUUUCACUUUGAAAAGUUUUCAGGCGAGUCGAAACAGUUCGCCAUGGCUUAUUGUAACUCCCGAAAUCCUCAUUCUAAUCUUCAAUUUCGUGGCAUUUUUCCAAUUCAACAAUCUUCUCAAGAUCAAUUCAAAACUUCGCGGAAAUUCGCAAAAUUUGAAUUUAUCAAUGGGGCAAAAAUACCAGAUUGAGGAGAAUGUGAAUCUGAUUCGAAUGUUGCGAAAAUUCACGACUUGUGAUUUUGUUUUUGUGAUUUGCUAUUUUUCGAUGGGAAUCCCGUUUCAUGUGUUUGGAAAAUAUUUGGAUCCUCCGAUUUUUUAUGCGAUUUUUGAGUGUGAGUAGAGGAAAAUCUAUGGAAAAAACCAGAUGAGAAACAUUUUUGAGUGAACAUUUCAAAAUUUUAUUUUUUUAUUCGAAAACAAUAUCCCAAUCUUGUGAAAUUGAGAGUUACUGUAGUUAGGAUUACUGUAGGUUCAAAGUCCUUAAAAAUAAAAAAAAAAUUUGAAUUAAUUCACGAUUACAGUACUUUUUGAGUUUUUAGGUUAAACUACUGUAGUUUAGAUUACUGUAGAUUCAUAGAACUUUGAGGAUUACUGUGAAUACUUUAAAUAUUCAGUGGAAUCUGGGAUUACUGUAGAUUUUAUGGUCAGAAGAUUACUGUAGUCUCAAAAUUCUUAUCUUGAAUUUUUUGAAAAAUUUUUAAAAUUCAAAUUUCCCGCCGCUAAACUCAAAAAUUCAAAUUUUUUUUCUCAUUCAGAAAUAGAAUCUGAGAUUAGAUUAUGAAUGAAAAAAGAGGCUAUCCGAUUUCAAAAAACACUUCUCAAAUGUCAGAUUUCCUCGUUUUUGCAGCUAUUUAUAUUGUGCCAAUCUAUUCAAUCAUAAUGCCAUUUUUGAUCUACAAAUAUGAUCGAAAGUUGUGCGAUUCGAGGAUUCACAGUAUUUCGCAAGAGAUCAAAAUUUCUAACGAGAUUUAUUUUGAGCAAUAUAAUAAACAAUGGAGGUGAAGCGGAAUCUAGGAAUUUGACGAUUUUUCAGGGAAAUUUUCAGGGUUCAAAAACCGCUGUCACCAAAAAUGAUGCAUUUUUAAUUUAUAGUUUUGACGCCAUAAACCAAGAGCUCGAAAAAAAGAGCAAAAAUUUUUAAUUGCUCGGCUCUCAGCCAAUUUUUUUUUGAAAAAUGUGUUUUUUUCUGCUGCAGAAUUUUUUUUUGUAAAAAAAAUUUCAAAACUUUUUACGUUUCAAAAUAUCCAUAUCAAUUUUUCACACUUUCCAUUUUUUAAUACUAAUUUUUCAGAAUUUAGAUUUUGGUGCUAAAAAUGGAUUGAUUUUUAUAAUAGUAAUGUGGUUCACCUAUUCAUCAAAAAAUGAAUAGAGCAAAUAAUUAUUACAGAAUUUUUGAAACGUAUGAAAUCUUGGGAUUCAAAAACACAUCAAAUUUUGAGAACGAGAAAAAAACCUCAAGGAGCCACACCUAGAGAAUCUAAUUUUCUAGGACCCCCAUCGAGAUGUGAAUUUGCAGCAAGGAGUCACUCCUAGAAAGUCUAGUUCCGAAGUAGCCGCGCCUAGAGGAUUCAAUAUUCAAGCAGCCGCUCCUUGAGAACCUUAUUGUCUAGAGCCCGCAUCAAGAGAUUCAUUUUAUCAAGGAUCCGUGCCUUAAGAGCUUCUAUUCCAAGUGGCCGAUCCUUGGCACUAUGAGAACAAAUCAAAACCAAAAUUCUCAAAAUUUGGAUGAAAAUGUUGAAAUUAUCGAUUUUUGGAUCAAAAUUCGGGGAAUUUUUUCGCGCCAAAACCAAUUGUUUUCAAAAUCCCACCUGAAAAUCAAUAAUUCUCGAUUCGAAACAACCUUGAGUCAAACCAAUUAUUUGUGCUCCAAUUCCAAUUCGAUGGCGUAUUUGUAGCCUAAAAAUAAGAGAGUUAGGCUAACUUUUAGUGGUUUUAAGGUUGAGUUUAAGCAAUUUUUCAGGAAUUCAGAUGAAAAAUGAGCUAAUUGUUGAUUUUUAACCCUAAAAAAUCAAAUUUCUGCUCAAAAUUUUGAUUUUUCGCUUUUCGAAAUUGUACUCUUCCAAUUUUCAAAGAUUUCGUGUCAAAUUCAAAUUUUCACCUUUCAAAUUGAAAAACAAUUUUCCGCUCGAAAGAAAAACUGAACUUGAGAACAUUUUCUACCAAAUUUUCAUUUUAAAAAAAUCUGAAUCAAAAAUAAUGUGUAUAAAAAAUUAUUAUGCAAAUUUUGAAACGUAUAAAAUUUUGGAAAUUUUCAAAUUUCGAAUGCAAUUUUUUCAGCUCACAAAAAAUGAUUUUGAAAAUUCUAAAAUUUCCCGCCAAAACUUCCACAGAUCUAAAAACACUAUAUUUUCCAGUGGAAAAAUAAUUUAUGACUCCAUCUCUUUAUAAAUUCAAUUAUGAUGAAAAUAGUGGAGAGAAAAGAGUAUAUCUUAAACUUUUCUCUUUUCUCCAUAGCUCCGCCCACUUUUGCUCAUUUUUCAGGAAUUUUUUGUGCUCAUUUUUUUUCUUGCUCGUUGUUUUUUGAAUAAUAAUCAAAAAAAAAUUGUCUUGGUCCCAGAGAAAUUCCCAUUUUUUUUUCAAAAAAUAAAAAUUGGAUAAAAUAUAUUUGUUGUUGUUUUUUAGGCGAAAAAGAGGGGUUCAGCUCAACGAAAAAAAAGGCUUGAAAAAAUUCAAUUUAUUUUUUUUCUGGUUAGCUUAGCUUCUCUAAAUGUCCAUUUUUGUGUGUCUGAAUUUCAGAUUUUCGGAAAAAAAAUGACAAAAAAAUUUUUUCCCAAAAAGUUCAUAGAUCUUGUAAUCCUCAAGUGAUUUAUGACUACUUUUCUAAAAUUUUGAAAAUAUUUUUUUGGCGCCAAAAAUAUACACAGAAUUAUUCAUGUUAAAAUUUUGCCACAAAUUAUCUAAUCAUUGCUCAUUUCAAAUAGUUAAAUUGCCACGUCAUAGAAUUUCAAUUUUUUCAAAUUUCCGGCCAAAAUGUGAAAUUUUCUAGCCAAAGAAAUUUGGAGCAAUUUUUUCUGAGCACACAUUUUUUUGUUUCUCAAAUAAAAUUCAAUUUUCUUGUUCCCAAAAAUUUAGGCCCAAAUUUCUUGAAAAAGCAAAAAAAAUGUGUUUUUUUCAUCAAUUUUCCAGCUCCAAAUCAAUAUUCUUCCAGAAAAUUACCAUGAGCAACAAUAGUUUCAAAUUCAAUUGUUCCGAGAUGCUCGAAAUCUCCACGUCACCAUUUCUAAUCUCAGUUUUGAUGACAAAUUCGAUUUUUUGUGUUUUGGGUGUGAUUUGUUUGGUGUAUUCGUGGAAAUUGAUGGGCGAUUCGAAGCUGAUGCAUUUCAAUUUGAGAUUGUUGUUGAAAUUGCAUUGUGCCGCGCUGAUUUGUCAUUGUGUUCCCAGGUGAGUUAGGCUAACUUGAGUGAUUCAUAGAUGAAAUAUAUUUUUUUUUAAUCAUUUGAAUUUUUUGAUGAAAAUACAAGUCAAGGAUCUUUGGAUCAUAAAAAAUGAAAAAUUUGAAAAAAAAUUAAGAGGUUCCAGAAUUUUGAUCUUCUGAUUUCAAAAUUCGAAAUUUUUUCUGAAUCUUCUGAGAAGUUAGGCUAAUUCCUAUAAAUCAAAUCUGAUUGGGGAUUUAUUAAUUAAAGGGUUGGUCCUCCGCCAAGGAAUCUUGCUUGGUUUAGAUAAGAAUAAGGUGCUCCUGGAAGGUUCCAGUUUUAGAAAAAAUUCUAGUAUCAAUUCAGCCCAUGUUUUUCCUCAAAAACACAAGCGAGUUAAAACCUACGAAAUAAAGCAUGUAAAUGCGCUCUAGCGCACAACUUGUUUUUGAAUUUUUGUGUGUGUGUUUGCACACAACUUUGAAAAUAACACGGUGACGCCUUUUUGCAGACGAUUUUUUCACCAGGAAAGCACCAACCCUUUAAUGACGAUUUUAAUUAUUUAUAAUUUUGUUCAGAGAUCUGCUGAUCUUUGGAUUAUUUUCCAGCUUUUGCUAGAAAUCAUCUGGAUUUUGAUAAUUAAUUAAUUAAUAAAAUAAUAGAUCUCCAGAGAUUCCUAUAAUCUUUGAGCAGGAAUUUUUCAUGACAUCAGAAAAAAUGAUUUUCUUUUUGUCUACUAGUUAUAAAAAUAGAAACACUUGUAGUAAAAAUAGAAAGCAUGUGGGCUUCUUUUUAUGAUUUUUUGAGAAUGAAUUUUCUGGCGAGUUGGGCUAACUUGUUGGAAAAAUUCUUAUUUUAUUGAAUUUUCAGCCAAACUUUCCCAAAUUCCAGAAUUUUAAGAUCUUUGAAAAAAAUUCGCUUGAAAAAUUUGCACACUUUCACACAUCACAAAUUUUUGCGCGGAAAAGAAUUUUUAAUUCUCAUGAGAAAUCAAUUUAAAAUUCUUCCAAAACACACAAUUUUUCAGAAUUUCAAAUUUUCUUACAAGGAAAUUUUCCAAAACCCAAUUUUUCCUCUCUCUCAAAAAAAAGCCCAACCACAUCUCAAUUUCCUAUGUCAAUCAUUCAAAAUGUCGUGCAAAAAAAAAUUCCGAAAUGUUCUUUUUCAGUGAGAAAAAAGGGCAAAGACCUUCUUCAAUUUUCGCAUCACAAAUUAUUCACAAAAUGGGAAAAUUAAUGAAUUUUUUAAGCGCGAACAAAAAAACAUGGAAAAUAAAAAGAAAUUUGCAGAUUUUUCCUACAUCUCACGGAUCUCUGGUUUUAUUUUACUGCUUCGAAUUGUUACGAAAUGGAGCCUGGAUCUAUCAGGUUAGGGAAACAUGAGCAAUGGUUCUAGAAAGAACCUCUGUAAAUUUUCAAGAUGCUAUGACGUGGCAAAAAUUAACAUGAGCAAUGCCUCUGAUACAAGAUUCUAUUGCUCAUGUCAACUUUCAUUCAAGAAAAAAAUAAUUUCCUCCGGAUUUUGAUUCAACUUUUUUCCCGAAAAUUUACUGUUUCAAAAAAUUUAUAUAUUUUAAAAAUUUUUAGAAAAUUCAAUGCGAGUUAGUAUUGGGAUACAAAAAAUCAAAAAUUUUCUAGACAUUAGUUCAUUGCUCAUGUUAAUUUUGCCACGUCAACCUAGAACAAAAAUCAGAAAAAUUUCAGUUGACAUGAGCAACACAUGAACCUUGAUUUUCAGAUGUUUCAUUCUACGAUUUCCCUACAUGUUUGGUAUGAUUCUCUCAAGUACAACCACAAUUUUUCUGCUAAUCGAACGAAUUUUUGCCACGUGUAAAAGUGCCACGUAUGAACACGGCUAUAAAUAUAUUGGAAUAUCGAUUGGAUGUGCACAAAUAUUGUGCUCAUUGUUGCUUAUGAUCUCGGUUUUUCAUGAAUACGAUUUUGGAGAAUCGCACUAUUAUUGCUCGGUGAGUGGCUGGAAUAACAUGAGCAAUUACUAUUACAUAUUGCUCAUGUUAAUUUUUUGAACUAAGAAGAAGGAUGUUGUCAUUUUUUUUGAAGUUAUAAAAAAAUCCAGGAUAAUCUGGGAUGAGAAAAUUAGCGAGAUUUUUUUUGAAAAACUAUUUGAAGAAAAAAAAAAGUUUCAAUGGACUUUUGGAAUCGGAGCGGGAAAUAGCGAUGAGAAUUACUCGAGCCUAGAAUCGCAAAUUUUUGAGAAAGCGAAUUUUGUGAGAAAAUAAUUCGAUAUAUGUAUCAAAAAUUCGAAAAACUUCGAAAACUAUAAAAAGGUUUUGAAACAGUGAUUUUUUUUUCCAAAAAUAAAAUUAGUAGUGCAUUCAUACCAAAAAGCCAUAAAACUCUCGGAAAUUUAUAGAAUUUUUUGAAACAGUGAAGUUUUUAUAUAUGAAAGCUCUGAAAACUUUUGAGUUCAAAAUUUCAUGCGGAAAACUCAAAGAAUUUUUCGGAAAUCCACGUGGCAACGAUUUUUGAUCAGAAAUCUUCAAAUUUUCUUCAGAUGACUGAAAUUUCCAGGAAAAAAUCUCUAGUUUCUGUGACAAAGUGAUUUUUGAGCUCAAAAAUUCCUCAUAAUCAUACUCUAAUUGAAUUUUCAAGAAAACAUUUUGCAACUUAUGUUAGACUAACUUUUUUCAAUUAGAAAAGCGUCUCGAUUUUAUUUAAUUACAAAUCUGAUUUUCAAAAAACCAAUCACCAAUUUUCCAUGUUUUCUCUGGAAAAACUCCAAGUACAAGUCCAUAAAAAGAAACAAGGAACCUAAUUUUCAUUCAUUUUGUGUGUCUCCAAAAGAACAAGGAAAUGAAACUCUUCUCUUGUGUUUUUUUUUCGGUUCGCGUGACUAGUAAUUGGCAAGGAUAGGAAACAAAUGUGUUGUGUUUUAGUAUACAAGAAAUAUCGAGGCGAAAAAAAUGAAUUUGAGGAUGAGUAAAAAUAAUUCGGGGUUCAGGAUAGGGUUUCUCAUGUCAACUCACGGCCUUUUAAAAAUAGGUUAAAUUGCAAGUUGAGAGAGACGCAGAGAGAAAAAAACCACCUUCAAAUGGAAAUACGAAACACCAAUUCCAUUUGCAGUUCGACUCCUCGUUUCGAGACCAAGCGCGGGAAACAUGUUUUUCAAAAAUUUUCGAAUUCAAAAACGUUUCCCGCGCUUGGUUUCGAAACGAUAGAUCAAAUUAUUUGUGAAUUUCGUGUUUUGGAUUUCUUUUUUGAAGAAGUUUUCUCGUUUUCUCUGUGUCUCUCUCGAUUUACCUUGUAAAAGGCCGUGAACUAUAAACUAGAAAAUGAAACCUUAGAGUUCAAAAUUAUAGAUCUUUAAGAUGGAACGACUUCAGAAUCAGGGACUUACCAGGCAUUUCGGUAAAAACGCGCCAUUUUUCCAAAAAAGUUCAAAGUACUGAAUUCUUGUAGUAAAAAAUGGCUUAAAAUUCUGUGCCUGGGGACUUUUUAAAAUUCUAAAUCUCCGGUGAACAACUAAAGUUCUCCAAAAUGAAAAUCUUCUGAAUCAGACGUCGAUGGAAACUUCUAAAGUCAAGAAAAAUCCCGAUUCCCACAAAAACAUCCAUCAGCCUCAAGCUACCGUAACCUAGCCUCAAGCUACCGUAACCCUAAGGUUACAGUAUCCCCUGCAGUCUGAAAUUGUCAACUACAGUAUUCCUUGUAGUCUGAGGUUGUCAAUUACAGUAUUCCUUUGAGUUUUGAGCUACCGUAUACUUUGCAGUUUGAGAUACAGUACUCUUCGCAGUCUGGUUACAGUAUACCUUUUAGUUUGGGAGCUACAGUACCCCUGAUGCUACAGUAUACCUUGCAAUCUGACGAGGUUGUCAAUUUCCAAGAAGAAAAAUAUUCAAGCUCCAAAAAUCUCGGCUCCAGGAGAAUCUAAAAGAUCUAUAGAACUUAGGUCAUUCCAAACAAAAAAUCAAUUCAGACUGUGAUCAGAAACUUUUCAAAUAAAAUCCAAACAGAAGAUCCUUACGUGACCCAAAAAAUCCACCAAUCUCCCAAUUUUUGCAGAGUUUAUCAAUCAAACAACCUCUUUGGGUAAUCGUUCCCGAAAUCGUAAUAAUGUCAAUGCAAAUCCUCGCUCGAAUCUUCAACCGAGUCCUUCUUCGCGUCAACAAAUCCAUCCGAACCAAAUCCUUCUCUUCAACUCUUUCAAAUCGUUUUCAAAUCGAAUCAAAUCUUCGCAACAUCCGUCUCGUUCAAUCUUUCACACUCUGCGAUUUAUUAUUCGUUUUCACCUGUUUCAUAGUCUCCGCUCCCAUACAUUACAAUUCUCCAAAUAUGCCAAGAUCAACUUAUCAUGCUUGGGUAGAAGUUGUGCAUUUCGUACCAAUUUAUUCGAUUAUCAUGCCAAUGUAUUUAUGGGUAUACAGUAAGAAGGUGAGUUAGCCUAACUUGUAGAAAAACCUAAUCUAAAUUAUUCUAGCAACGAGACAACGCUGUGAAUACACUUCAAGCUGCUUUAUCCACAAGUCCUGAUCAUUAUUUCGAGAUUUUGAAUGAUCAAUUGAAUAUGAAGACGAAAAAAGACACGUUUUUCCGGAGGGCACGGACGAAUAAAUGA
Caenorhabditis angaria is the source of this 9033-nucleotide messenger RNA. The record is from the annotation of a GenBank genome assembly. NCBI's taxonomy places the organism in Eukaryota, Metazoa, Nematoda, Chromadorea, Rhabditida, Rhabditidae.